GGGAGGCAGGUAAAGUAAACCCGGCGCCGGCUGUCUGCCAGCAGGGCAGCAGGCAGCCAGGCACGAAGCAGGUUUGCUCCCUCUUCCUUCCACCUCCUCUUCGAUUCGAUUCGAUUGCUACCAUCUCUAUCCGAGAAUCUCUACCAGACUAUUCUUCCCUUGCGCAUCUCCAUGCCCCCUCUGAUCUACGGAUUCAUGGCUUUUCAAUUCGCCAUUUCUCAAUGCUGCAGAUUGUGUGAGCACCACCUGUUCGACGAAAUAUCCCUUCGAACUGACUCCAUGGCAGAGGCUCCGGCCGACGGGCUGGUGGUCUCGAAGAACGUUGCCAGCGCGGCGUGCAGGAUUAACGCCCUCCCCAGCCACGUUCUCAGCCGCGCAAUCUCCUUCCUGGACGCACGCCAGCUCGUGCAGACGUGUCUGCUGUCACGGCGGUGGCGCCACCUCUGGCGCUCCGUGCCUCGCAUCAACGCCUCGCGCCAUGAGUUCGACGGCAUGGCUGACAGCGAGGAGGAGCGCAACGUGCUGUUCAAGAAGUUUACCAACGCCUUCUUGGUGCUCCGUAACCCUGUUGCCUUGGACGAGUUCCGGCUUUUCUACUUCAUGCCUGAUCAUGAAGAGUCAGAGGACCCUGAUGCGGACUCGGAUGAUGCUAACCUGUGGAUCCACCAUGCUUUACGGAGCAAUGCUCGGUCUGUCAAGGUUAAGAUAUGGGACGACAGAUUGCAUCUCGAUCCUGCAGUGUUUGCUUCAAAAUGCUUCUUGACAAGCCUUCAACUUUCCUGCGUUAUGUUGUUCGAUGGUUUCUUUAGGAACCUCCAGACUGGAUGCACAGCAUUAGAACGUCUGCUCUUAAAUGACUGUGCCAUUGACGAUGUUGAGAUUUCCUCCCAGACACUAAAGGUUUUCACCGUUGAUGAUUACUCCAACUUCACAUUUGGUGAACAGCCCUCUAUUUCUAUUCCAAGCCUCAGUUAUCUUGCCUUCUCUGCUUCUGGCAGAAUACCUUCGCUAAAGAACAUGGGAUCACUAGUGACAGCAUCAGUUUCAGUUAGUUCAGGAGGUACUCAGGUUGAUGAUAUCUGUCAGUUUCUCAGGAGCCUAUCUGGAGUCACAAAUUUGGACUUCGACUAUGCAGGAAUGCUGAAGAUGGAAAAAAGUUUGCAAUGGUGCCCGAAAUUCAACAAUCUUACAGCCCUGACUCUUGGUGAAUGGUGCCUGGCUGAAGAUUACUAUGCACUUAAAGUCUUCCUUCGGAACUGUCCUAAUCUUGUGAAGCUAACUCUGAAACUUAAGCAGUGUAAUUAUACAUCUGAAACCAUCAUCGCUGGGCUGAACGAAGGAUCGUUUGCAUGUCAGCACAUUGAGAUGCUUGAAAUCGUAUACUCGAAGGGUGACCCCAAGGUCCUGGAGAAGCUUUUGGUUGAGGGUGGUAUAACCUUAGGUUAGGUUUGCUUUAGGCAGGCAUACAGACUCUGAAAUCAGCUCUGUCGAACACUGAAACCUGUCACCGGAUCAUUGCUGCUAAAUUCUAAUGGAGCAAGGAGCAGGUACAUGGUUAGUUCUCAUUUAUGUGGUACUCCAUAGAAACCAUAUCAGUUCAAUUUGGAUAGAUGUAUGUUUUCGCAAGACGGAGUACUUGUCUACCACACAUAUAUUAGCACUCUGAUAGCGAAGUACAUCUCAGCAGCAGCAGUAGCAGCAGCAGCAGCUACAGAUUGGAUCAUGCCAAAAUUGAAAAUCUGGGUGUGCUGCACGCCUUUGUUUAUUACUUCAUAUGCGAUUGUUGUUUGCCAAAGUAAACAAUCCAAAAGUUUUAGCUAUCCUGCAAGUUGCAGAAAGUCUAUAUGCAUUAUUGUUGUCGUCAGAUGAAACGGGUCACUUUUGUGCCCAGAAAAUGUAGAAAUGAGGGUCAGA
Messenger RNA from Panicum hallii, 1914 nucleotides. RefSeq names its product F-box/LRR-repeat protein At3g59200-like. The transcript has 3 exons. Bases 172 to 1446 code for a protein of 424 amino acids. NCBI's taxonomy places the organism in Eukaryota, Viridiplantae, Streptophyta, Magnoliopsida, Poales, Poaceae. Gene Ontology annotation, molecular function: protein binding. The record is from RefSeq and is a predicted model, not a curated record.